Molecule: messenger RNA, 546 nt
Organism: Rubroshorea leprosula
Lineage: Eukaryota; Viridiplantae; Streptophyta; Magnoliopsida; Malvales; Dipterocarpaceae
Source: the annotation of a GenBank genome assembly
GUUGAUUUCUCUUAUGAUUUUCUUGUCUUUUGUAGGAUCUAUUCCGAGCACAGCUUUUGCCGAUAAAACAGCAGCCUUAGUCCCAGUAAUAGAAGAAGCGCGGAGCAAUUCCCAAAGCACUAUUAACUUACUCAAUUCCUUACAACAAACAACUGACCCUAAACUGAAGUCUAGAUAUACAAAUUGUAUCGGUUACUACAACCAGGUUUCCAAAUACCUUAUAGAAGCUGAAGGAUAUGCGAAGACUGGCUUAUACACUGAUGUUGGUCGUGCAGCUUCAAGUGCCCUGGAAAUGGUUCUGCAUUGUGAGGGAGAGUUUAAAGAACCACCACCUCAACCAUCCUCUCUUCAGCAGACGAAUAAUAAGGAGAGCUCUUUAUGCUAUAAUAUCUUUAAGUUAUCUGGAUCUCCGCCUUCAGUUGUUUAGCUAGCUUUUAUCGAUUUAUCUUCUAUAGAUAUGUCACAACAUAUAUAUUUGCUAGGUUAAUCAACUAAAUAAAAGCUUUCAACUCCUCUAAAAAAAGAAUAUAAAUGUCAUCUUUCUUU